AGCUUCUCCCUGAUCCUUUGUUCCUGCUUAUUCAGAGCGGACACCAAAGGAGAAGUCACAGCAAAGAAGUUGCCACCAAGCAGCCCAAGAGGCCUAGAAGCAAACCUGGAGGUGAGACCUGGAGAAAGCUGGAACCAUGCUGACCUUGUGUCCUACGAAGAGGCAGAUUCAGCACCUGCGAAGCCUGCUGUCAGUGCAGAUGAAGGAGAUGGGGGUCCCCAAAUCUGCCGUGUAUGUGGGGAUAAGGCGACUGGUUAUCACUUCAAUGUCAUGACAUGUGAAGGAUGCAAGGGCUUUUUCAGGAGAGCCAUGAAACGCAACACCCGGCUGAGGUGCCCCUUCCGGAAGGGCACCUGCGAAAUCACCCGGAAGACCCGGCGUCAGUGCCAGGCCUGCCGGCUCCGCAAGUGCCUGGAGAGCGGGAUGAAGAAGGAGAUGAUCAUGUCCGACGCGGCUGUGGAGCAGAGGCGGGCUCUGAUCAGGAGGAAAAAGAGAGAACGGAUGGGCACUCAGACCCUGGGAGCCAAGGGGCUGACUCAGGAGCAGCAGACAAUGAUCAGAGAACUGAUGGAUGCUCAGAUGAAAACCUUUGACACCACCUUCUCCAAUUUCAAGGACUUCCGGCUGCCAGAAGUGCCCAGCAGUGGUCACGAGGUUCCGGAAUCCCUGCAGCCUCCAGCGGGGGAAGAAGCUGCCAAGUGGAGCCAGAUCAGGGAAGAUCUGUGCUCACUGAAGGUCUCUCUGCGCCUGCGGGGGGAAGACGGCAGCAUCUGGAACUACAAACCCCAACCUGAUAGCAGUGGGAGAGAGAUCUUUUCCCUGCUGCCCCACAUGGCUGACAUGUCAACCUACAUGUUCAAAGGCAUCAUCAACUUUGCCAAAGUCAUCUCCCACUUCAGGGAUUUGCCCAUCGAGGACCAGAUCUCCCUGCUAAAGGGGGCCACCUUUGAGCUGUGCCAGCUGAGAUUCAACACGGUGUUCAACGCAGAGACGGGAACCUGGGAGUGUGGUCGGCUGUCCUACUGCUUGGAAGACCCCGCAGGUGGCUUCCAGCAGCUUCUCCUGGAGCCGGUGCUGAAGUUCCACUACAGGCUGAAGAAGCUGCAGCUGCAUAGGGAGGAGUACGUGCUGAUGCAGGCCAUCUCUCUUUUCUCUCCAGGUGACGACCCCACCUGGCCUGCUUGGCCACUCCCCUCCAGCACCUCCAGCCCCAGGCUUGCUUGCAUUCCCUCAGCUUUAGGAGGAGGUGGCAGCUCACCCCUGCCCUCCCCAGGGAGGGUCCCAGCCUCUGGGCUUGCCCCCGUUUGCUGCAUGGCCAGGAGGGGGUCCCUGGCUAGCUUCUCCCUGGGUUGGCGGGGUGAUGUCCCCUUCGAGUGCCAUCCUCCCUUCCCUGCCUGGGUGCCUCUGGCUCCGGAAGGUGGUUGGCUGGCCAUUUGCACUCUCUGGCUGGCCCGAUCUUGUCUGCCCCCACGGCCUUGCUGGCACCACGCUGUCUUCCCGUCCCCCGCAGACCGCCCAGGUGUGGUGCAGCGCAGUGUGGUGGACCAGCUGCAGGAGAGAUUUGCCAUUGCCCUGAAGGCCUACAUCGAGUGCAGCCGGCCCCAGCCUGCCCACCGGUUCCUGUUCCUGAAGAUCAUGGCUAUGCUCACCGAGCUCCGCAGCAUCAAUGCCCAGCACACCCAGAGGCUGCUGCGCAUUCAAGACAUACACCCGUUCGCCAGCCCCCUCAUGCGGGAGCUGUUUGGCAUCACAGAUGGCUGAGAAGCUGCCCCCUUGGGAGAGCCUCGGGUGGUGGGGGGUGCAGCCAGAGCCAGAGCCCUGUCCUUGGAGCCACCAUUCCUGGAUCCAGACAGACGGAUACCGCUGAGAGCCGACAAUGCCCUACUGGUCGUGCCCACCCCAGGGAAUCCACAAGUACAGCUCUGGCAGUGUUGCCUAGCGUUCCUCAGGGAAGGAAUGAGGGUCUUCCUGGACUCCAACCCAGUCUGUGGAGAGGGAAGCCAUAGACACUUCGAUGGAGAGUGCACUGGCCUGUCCAGAGGCAAGAGCACCCUCCCCUUAGAGAUGGCCCUGUGGUCUGGGCAUCUAGUGUCAUGGUGGGAGAGGGGAAAGGGUGCCUGGGGCUGGACCAUCUGAGAGUCUGUGCCCACAGCCAGGUUCAUUAGCUUCUUGGAUGUUUUCUCUACAUAGCCCCGUGUCCCUCACCGCACUCAUUUCCAGCCCGCAGCCACCUGUCCUGACCUGCUCAGUGAGUUUCCAAGCCUGUGUUCAUUAGCUGGUGUAUCUGUGUCUGCGAGAGGAGCCAGAAGGCCUGCAGCAGAUGUUAGAGGCCUAUCAUGACCACUGGGUCUAUUCUUUCUUCCUUCUGGACCCUCGUUCUGUGUCUUUGUAGCCAUACAAACACAUUCGUAAGCACCAACAACAUGCAGCUUUCUGUGGGGUAUUUGCCGACUCAGACAUAGCUCCUGAACUCCAAGACUUUCAAGUUCAACUUAACAAAGCAGAAACACAAGAGUUUUGAUCCAAAGAAGUGGUAAGGGCCACAAGAAGCAAGAGGAAUUUCUUCCUGUGAACACUGAGCUAUGUGGGGUUCUGCAUGCACCUGAGGACCCAAGUGAGGGAUCUCUGGAACAUGUGUUUGUGGGAGGAAGGGCACUAACUGGCUGAGUGCACAUUGCGUGACUUAGUGUAGGUUGGCUCUGCGUCAGACCUGGGGCUUGGGUCUGCCCCCGAGGGUGGAACACUAGGGUGCUCUCUGCAACAAGGUUAUGUUAAUAAACAUGCUAGCUAUCACGCCCUGUAUGCUCCUGUUUACACAUCUGUUUGGAAAGCUAAAGAGUAUGAAAGUGUUUGCUUUGUUUAUAGCCAUUUUGAGUAAACAUGUUUUUGCCUUUCCUGCAAAUUACAUUUUGACUAAUUUUACGUAAGGCAUUCUGCACCUAAGGACAGGAUUUAGCAAAUAUGUUCCUGAGUUUAGUGUCAAAUCAAGUCAAGAGGACUAAGUAAUUAAUUUGUGGCUAGAGAUUUAAACUUUUUUUUUGGUCUUCUUUUCUGGGGAAAAAAGAAAUGUGGGGGUGGGAAAAUAGAAAUAUUAUUUCAUAACAUACAUAUCUAUUUCUUCACUACUUGUUUUACUACUGCCGUUUGCACAUCUGAAGGCUGUUGGUAUAAAAACAAAAAUGAUUUAACUUGGUUUGCUCAUAAAAUUAUUCCAUAUAAAGAUCCAUGUAAAGAUGAUACACCCUGCAAUAUAGUAUAUGUGUUGGUGUGUUUAUGUACCAGAAUUAAAACUGUAGU
Messenger RNA from Mustela erminea (ermine), 3297 nucleotides. RefSeq names its product nuclear receptor subfamily 1 group I member 2 (gene NR1I2). The transcript is spliced from 8 exons. The record is from RefSeq and is a predicted model, not a curated record. The coding region runs from base 271 to 1761 and encodes 496 amino acids. Gene Ontology annotation, biological process: negative regulation of transcription by RNA polymerase II; cell differentiation; positive regulation of transcription by RNA polymerase II. Gene Ontology annotation, molecular function: nuclear receptor activity; zinc ion binding; RNA polymerase II cis-regulatory region sequence-specific DNA binding. Lineage: Eukaryota; Metazoa; Chordata; Mammalia; Carnivora; Mustelidae.